Carcharodon carcharias (great white shark) is the source of this 3596-nucleotide messenger RNA. It is a transcript of the gene cstf3, whose product is annotated as cleavage stimulation factor, 3' pre-RNA, subunit 3. Gene Ontology annotation, biological process: mRNA 3'-end processing. Bases 874 to 3039 code for a protein of 721 amino acids. The transcript has 21 exons. Gene Ontology annotation, cellular component: nucleus. Lineage: Eukaryota; Metazoa; Chordata; Chondrichthyes; Lamniformes; Lamnidae. Gene Ontology annotation, molecular function: mRNA binding; protein binding. The record is from RefSeq and is a predicted model, not a curated record.
GCUAGUACAGAAACGUUUUCAGUAUUUUUAACCUGGUGACUUCUGAGUAUAUGUAUAGAAACUUACAUUGAUAUAGUGCUUUAAAUGUAGGAGAAUGUCCCAAGGCGAGUACUGCACUUGUGAUCGAGCUGCCUUAUGGAUGAGAUGUUAAUGAGGCCCCUGGCUGUGUUCUCAGGUGGACAUGAAAGAUUUCGUGGCACUAUUUCAAAGAAAAGCAGGCCUGUUAUCCCUGGUGUCAUGGCCCUAUUUAUUGCUCAAUCAACAUCUUUUAAAAAAGGUGUUUUUAAAAAAUCUGGUCAUUUUACUUUUUGUGGGAGCUUGUUGUGUGCAAAUUAGCUGUCAUAUAUCCUCGUGGUGACCGAAGAGUCUGAGAUUGGCAUGGAUGUUCUUAGACUGGCCUAUUGUUGUUUGUGCUUUGCAGCUGUGAGACCUCUGGCCUUCCUCUUCUGACCUUGCAUGUCAGGUUUUGUGAGUUUGACCUAAAUCACUGGCUCCCAAAGUGGGGUACACAUGCCCCUGGGCCUAUGGCAGUUGUCUCUAAGGGGUACUUUUGUCUUAGUUUAAUAGCAGAUUUUCAGGGAUGAGUUUUUUUCUCCGCCUUUCUCUCCCACCGCCACCCCCCUCCCCCAAGCUCAAGCUCCUUCUGUAGUCCAGGGGUUCCCAAAUGCGCAUCUCUGGUGCUCAGGCUCAUAUGCUGCCACUCACCAUACUGCUCCUCCAGUUGCAGUUUGUUUCACUCCCUGGUUGGGGCCAUAGCCAUAGUUGAACCAUGUCUCAAAGCUACAAAGCAGUGAGUGCGGGGUGGGAGGUUGGGAAAAGGGGCUGUUGAAUGAGGCGUUGGGGGGGGGUUGGGAAGACGGGCACCAAGUGCUCAUGCUCCAACAAACAAGCUCAUCCAUCACAUUAACGGCUCCAGAGUAUGUUCCUGAAAAAGUGAAGAAGGCAGAAAAGAAAUUAGAAGAAAAUCCAUAUGACCUUGAUGCAUGGAGCAUUCUCAUACGAGAGGCACAGAACCAACCCAUAGACAAAGCGCGGAAGACCUAUGAGCGACUUGUCACCCAGUUCCCAAGCUCUGGCAGAUUCUGGAAACUAUACAUUGAAGCUGAGAUAAAAGCAAAAAACUACGACAAAGUUGAAAAGUUGUUUCAACGAUGUCUUAUGAAGGUUUUGCAUAUUGAUCUAUGGAAAUGUUACUUGGCCUAUGUGCGGGAAACUAAAGGCAAACUUCCUAGUUACAAAGAGAAGAUGGCCCAAGCAUACGAUUUUGCUUUAGAUAAAAUCGGGAUGGAGAUUAUGUCUUAUCAAAUUUGGGUUGAUUACAUUAACUUUUUGAAAGGAGUGGAAGCUGUGGGAUCCUAUGCAGAGAACCAAAGGAUAACAGCAGUUCGUCGGGUGUAUCAGCGAGGCUGUGUCAAUCCUAUGAUAAAUAUUGAGCAGUUAUGGCGAGAUUAUAAUAAGUAUGAAGAGAGCAUCAAUAUUCACCUUGCUAAGAAAAUGAUUGAAGAUCGUAGCAGAGAUUACAUGAAUGCUCGACGAGUGGCAAAGGAAUACGAGACUGUCAUGAAAGGUCUGGAUCGCAAUGCACCAUCAGUCCCACCACAGAACAGCCCACAGGAAGCACAACAGGUCGACAUGUGGAAGAAAUAUAUCCAAUGGGAAAAAAGUAACCCACUUCGCACAGAAGACCAAACACUAAUCACCAAGCGAGUUAUGUUUGCCUACGAACAAUGUCUGCUAGUUUUAGGGCAUCAUCCUGACAUCUGGUAUGAAGCUGCCCAGUACCUGGAGCAAUCGAGCAAGUUACUAGCGGAAAAGGGGGACAUGAACAACGCGAAACUGUUUAGCGAUGAGGCUGCAAACAUCUAUGAGAGAGCCAUCAGCACUUUGUUAAAGAAGAACAUGCUGCUUUACUUUGCUUACGCAGACUAUGAAGAAAGUCGGAUGAAAUAUGAAAAGGUACAUAGCAUAUACAAUAGACUCUUGGCGAUUGAAGAUAUCGAUCCAACAUUGGUUUACAUCCAAUACAUGAAAUUUGCACGGAGAGCAGAGGGUAUCAAGUCUGGUCGAUCCAUAUUUAAGAAAGCAAGGGAAGAUCCUAGAACACGACAUCAUGUCUAUGUGUCUGCUGCACUAAUGGAAUACUACUGCAGUAAGGACAAGGCAGUGGCCUUCAAGAUAUUUGAGCUAGGUUUAAAGAAGUAUGGAGACAUUCCAGAAUACAUAUUGGCUUACAUUGACUACCUUUCACAUCUUAAUGAGGACAAUAAUACCAGAGUUUUGUUUGAGCGUGUGCUGACGUCUGGAUCCUUACCUCCGGAGAAAUCUGGAGAGAUCUGGGCACGAUUUCUGGCUUUUGAAAGUAACAUUGGAGAUUUAGCUAGUAUCCUGAAAGUGGAAAAGAGGAGGUUUGCUGCUUUUAAGGAGGAAUAUGAAGGAAAGGAAACAGCCUUACUAGUGGACAGAUACAAGUUUAUGGACCUAUUUCCCUGUUCAAACAGUGAACUUAAAGCCCUUGGAUAUAAGGAUGUUUCUCGAAACAAACUGACUGCCAUAAUCCCAGACCCUAUAGUGACUCCCUCAGCUGUAACAGUAAUGAAGGAUGAGGUCGAUCGGAAGCCAGAAUAUCCAAAACCUGAUACGAAUCAGAUGAUACCGUUCCAGCCCAGACAUUUAGCGCCUCCCGGCCUCCAUCCUGUUCCUGGCGGAGUGUUUCCUGUACCUCCAGCUUCCGUGCUACUUAUGAAACUGUUACCACCUCCAACUUGUUUCCAGGGGCCAUUUGUUCAGGUUGAUGAACUGAUUGAAGUCUUACGACGCUGCCAGUUACCAGACACUGUGGAACAAGCUAUUGAGCUGAUCACUGGAGGCCAGCCGGAAACAGUCAUUGAAGGAAAUGGACCUAUAGAAAAUGAUGCUGUGAUGAAAAAGCCCCUUAAGAGGGCAGCAAAUGAGGAUUCUGACGAAGAGGAGGAAAAAGGAGCUGUGGCACCUCCUGUGCAUGACAUUUACAGAGCACGCCAACAGAAACGAGUCCGAUAAAUUAGUCCAUUACAGACUGUUUUGUUGUUUUGAAGGAACUGAAUGUCAUUCUUAAAAUGUCGAGACAGAACUACAUCAUCUUCACUUGCCUGUGGAAAUGAGACUGUGCUUUCACUGUUGUGCCUCAUUCGAGUAAGUUUAGUCAUUUGGAUGGGGAAAAAAAAGAUGGAUAAUACCUUGCUCCCGCUCUACAAAAAGUCAUUUUUCAACCGGCUCUCAUUUGAGCAGAAUAAAAAUAUGUUUUGGUCUUGGCCAGGCAUAGUGACUGUGCACAUACCGUGUUAACAUUUCAACUGUGAUCCAUGCAAGUCUGCUAUUCAAAUGCAACUUGUGAUUCUCUGUGAUUUUGUUUUAUUUGUCAGUUUCAUUUUUUUUUAAAAAAGUGGAUGGUGCAAAUGAGGGAAAGUAUUUUAAUAACCCACAAAGCUAAAAUGCCACAGUCCUGUUGUCAUGUGGUUUCCUGCCAAGUCUCAUUUUACCAUUAUUUAUGGCACUCUGUUUCCUUUUGUAAUUUGACAGCCUGAAACACAAUCUUUGUAAUAAAGUGAUAAAAUACA